This is a messenger RNA of Cottoperca gobio, 1386 nucleotides long. Its product is annotated as histone H3. The record is from RefSeq and is a predicted model, not a curated record. The transcript has a single exon. Gene Ontology annotation, molecular function: protein heterodimerization activity; DNA binding; structural constituent of chromatin. Bases 21 to 431 code for a protein of 136 amino acids. Lineage: Eukaryota; Metazoa; Chordata; Actinopteri; Perciformes; Bovichtidae. Gene Ontology annotation, cellular component: nucleosome.
GUUCAGAGAAAGAAGAAGUCAUGGCAAGAACCAAGCAGACAGCCCGUAAAUCCACCGGAGGCAAAGCCCCCAGGAAGCAGCUGGCCACCAAGGCUGCCCGUAAGAGCGCCCCGGCCACCGGCGGCGUGAAGAAGCCUCACCGUUACAGGCCCGGUACCGUGGCUCUGAGAGAGAUCCGUCGCUACCAGAAAUCCACGGAGCUGCUGAUCCGCAAGCUGCCCUUCCAGCGCCUGGUGAGAGAAAUCGCUCAGGACUUCAAGACCGACCUGCGCUUCCAGAGCUCCGCUGUCAUGGCUCUGCAGGAGUCCAGCGAGGCUUACCUAGUCGGCCUGUUCGAGGACACCAACCUGUGCGCCAUCCACGCCAAGAGGGUCACCAUCAUGCCCAAGGACAUCCAGCUGGCCCGCCGCAUCCGCGGAGAGAGGGCUUAAACUGCUGCUGCUCCACAAACCACAACGGCUCUUUUAAGAGCCACCUCACUCUUCACUGAAGGGCCCAUUCCUCUAAUGCCUUGUUUACCGGUCAAUAAUCUGUUCUCUGAAUGACCUGAAUAAUCUGUAUAUGUCCUCUUCCAUAGAUUAUAUAAUAAGAAAUAAUCUUUUUAUUUGAAAUUAUAAACCAAGGAUAUUUUAGUACAUUAAAAAAUGCAUACAUGUACAAAGUGGUAGUAGUAUUUUACAGUGUGAAAUGUGCAGUUGUAUGUGUUGAAAUGCAUUUACCUAAAGUACUGUUUAGAUAAAGGCCUUCUCCACCUGAUUUGAUUUAACUAUGGAGAGUCCUCUAUCUUCAACAGAAGUAUUUCACUUUGUCAGACUGGUUAAUAUCCUAAACAGAUACUCUUCCAUUUACUGCUCAAAACAUAAUUUUAUAUUUGUAUAAAUGUUAUCUUCCUCAACUCUUCAAAACCUAGCAUCUCAAUGGCUCAAUUAUUCAGCAUAUAGGCCAACAGAAGUAGCCUUAAUAUUGGUACAUAAAUUGAUGUUAUGUUAUUAUUUGAACAAAGCUCUAACCUAGACAGUAUGUUAAUAAUUGGGGGUUUAAAAUUGCCCAUUGCUUUAGAAGAUACCGCAAUGAGUUAGUUUGUACUCGAGUCUGAAGUUAAUCUUGUUGAUCUGCAACUUUGCAAAGCUGAGGAAACUUCUUUAGAAGAAUGUGAGCAGAAAAACAAGGCAAAACAACGGCCUAUAACUAUUUAAAAGUGAAAUGGUGGUGUUAUGACGCUGAGAUCUAAGCAACAUACUGUGCUGUCUUUUAAUUUGUCAUCAAUCUGCAUUCUCUGUGAACUGAUGGAAUUUUAUAAAUGAUUCUGUUUUAAAUGAGGAAAGAAGAAUUUAAUCCGGCCAAUAAUCUCUUCAAUUCCAAAAACCAAUAAAGGCUUGUAUUACC